Messenger RNA from Macrosteles quadrilineatus (aster leafhopper), 8673 nucleotides. RefSeq lists its product as uncharacterized. The record is from RefSeq and is a predicted model, not a curated record. Lineage: Eukaryota; Metazoa; Arthropoda; Insecta; Hemiptera; Cicadellidae. The transcript has 2 exons. The coding region runs from base 13 to 876 and encodes 287 amino acids.
UAUCAGGAGCAGAUGACAACUCAGUGUGAUGCAAACUGUAUGUUGGACCACAAGCCUGUGAUGGACCCCAUCAUCCCUCAUAAUGGAACAUCUACAGGUCUUAUCAAGGAUCCCGAACAGCAUGUGAAGGAACUUUUAGCAUCAGCCAAAGUGAUCCCAGAAGACAGUCCAUUGGUCAAUGGUAAACAGGAGGACUCUGGCAGCAUGAAGCUUCCUGGGUUCCAUCAAGCAUUCGGAUCAACAGAGAUCGGUCGAUUCUCUCAGCCAGAUGGAUUCUUCGAGGCUGCAGUUGCAGCAGAGAACGAGAGAAAGGUUUGUAUGUCUCCUUUACCUCCUCCGCCCCCAAAGAGGGGGAGAGCUCCCAGGGGAGGACGAAAGGCUAAGUCGAGGGUUGAGCCGGAAAAAUGGCCCGACCCGUGUUACCCCGGCAAUAUGAUGGGGAAGAAAGAACCCUGGCAGGAAUGGAAUCCAGGGAUGCAGCCGGGAUGUGGGGACGUGAUGAAUUCCCUUCAGCGGAUGAAUUGCUACCCAUACCAUGAAGAACGACCUCCAAUGGUUCCCGACAUGUACAACCACAACCAUCCGCAGUGGCAUCCGGACAUGCCUUACUAUGAGAGACAGAACUACAACCAGUAUUACCCACCGUACUACAAUCCUCCGUCGCAGGAGCCUGUGAGGAGUUACCAUGACUGUUACCCCCCUUACGACUACCCACCCCCUGGCUGGCGGGGACAUCCGUAUUACCACCCAUCGCACUUUCCCCACCACCAGAACGUAGGUUACUAUCAGCAGUACAGCGAGUACCGCCACUACGGCUACCAGAACAACCGAUGGGCAGUGAACCGGGAGAUCAAAUACACGUCAGGGAUGGUCUGACCGGCAGAGUCCCACCUAGGGUGCCUCAGAGACCUCGUAGAGAAGAGCACUCUUUGAGAACAAUAUGAAGGGUUGAAACUGAAAGUGAUAGGACAUCCGAUAGGUGGUACUCGGGUUGUGGUGAAUGUGUAGACUGUAAGCUGCAGAAAACAAGUCUGUCUAUAACUAUGUACAUAUACCAAAUCAAAUCUAAGAUUCAAACAAAUCAAACGUCUCUUAACCGUUUAAACUUGCUACGACGUUAUUAUUAACAUGUGUGAAUAAAAAAUAUAUGCCAUGCUAAGUUUGUAAAACUCCGUCUCAUGUUAUGAUAUUCUACCGGAGGAAGCAAACUUUUUGCUUAUAAGCUUGCUUUUUAAAACUUUUAAAAGGCGAGCUGAAGAUUGAAUAAUUGCUCAUAUCUUAAGAAAAUAAUGUCUGAUGUACCUAGAUUUUUAAAUUCCGAUUUAUAUCUCCAUUAGAUCCUGUAUAUUUGUAAAGUCACUAGUAGCUUUUGGAAAUUCUAAACUUCUAACAUAGACAAAAAUACAUUUAAAUCAUGUUAGAUCACAUUACAAGUAACUUAAGUUACACUCUUUGUUUUUAAAGAAUUUUUGUCGUAAGCUGUGAAAGUACAUAUUCAACUUGAAUCUCACUCAUUCAUUAGUAAACUUAUUUCUGACAAAUAACAGGAAUAUGUUCUUUAAAAUAGAUCUUAUACAAUAAAAAAAAUGUACAAUUGUUUUCUAUAUCAAGACCAUAUUUAAGAAUAGAAUUAUUUGUAAAAGAUGAAAAGAAAGUAGAUUUUGUGUAGGAUUUGUGCCUUGAGUACUUCAAUAGCAGGGAUUGCAAGGACAAUUUUUGCCCAGAAUUUUAUUUUACUAAAAACUCUCCUUUGAAUUCUACUUUCUGUGACUUUGUCAAUAACCUUAUUUAAAGUUGUAAGUGUUAACCUACUGUUUUUUUAAUCUUUUUUAAAAUUAUCUGACAAACUCAAGUUUAAACUUGUUUGACAAACAAUAUUUAUAUGGUUUAGUUGCUCUACCCUUGUUGCACCAUAGAAUAUGAUUGUUUUAAUAAUCAAACUAAAUAAACAGAUCCUUAAAAAUCAUGUGCUAAAAAUUUCAACCUUUAAACAUAUAAAACGACUUAAAAACAACUGAAUUGAACUGUGAAAAUCAUUUAUAUUUUGUAUUAUGAAUAGUUUGUCAAAACAGCUACAGAGGAGAGUUUUUCUUCAGCAAAAUUGUCACAUCAAUACAACUACAAUUUUGUCACAUACUUAAUUUGUUUGGCUGUUAAUCGCGAGCUUUAAAACUAAAUAUUAACACGGUUUUAUAAACAUUCCUGAAGUUAAAAGAAUUCGCCUGUCAGAUAAAUCAAAAUCAUAUUCUGGAAAACUUUCUGAUUUAUUAUGAUUUGUAAGUCCCAUGCAGUAGAAUCUUGUUACACCGCUACUAGAUCAUAGAACAAGGUAUGGAGCACAGUAAUUCAUGUGAAUGGCCAAUCCCAUUGUAGGAUAUCAGAUGUUAACAAUGUAAAGCAUACAAAGUUCUACUACUAGGAGAAAUAGAAAUAGUACUCAAGUCUUUUAAAGCCAAAUAACCAACAACACUCCUUGAUGACAGCCGUCAACUUAUUUAAAAUAGAGAAAAAUCUAGUAGAGAUUUUCUUGGCAUAUAAUGGAAAUAAUCAAAGUUGUACCCAUCUAAAAUCUAAAUCAUAAUCUAUAAAAUACGUCAAGGUUGUUUAGGUCAUGUUUCAAACUUUUGAAAUAUUUUGCAGUGAAAAGAUGAGUUAUAAAUCCAAACAAUCCAUCAUUAAUACUAAGUAGUCAAGAUAGUUGGAUUAAAUUGUAAACAAAAAAUUAAAAUAGAUAACUGACGGAAUUUCACUGUGUUCACCAUUUUUAAAGAUCAGACAAAUUCAAAUUUACUUAUUGGUGGAGACAUUCUGAACCAAUCAUAAUGUAGAUUUCUACAAAUACUUAACAUGAAUUUUGACCGAUAUUUGUAUCAAAACUAAAAUGAAAUUUCCUUAGAAAAUAUAUCCAUUACCAAGAGAAGAGUAAUUAAGAUGUAUACCAAAGUUCUACUGCUAAAGAAUAUACAAGUGUUUUUAGCAAAUUUCCCAUAUAGGGAAUAAGCUAUUACCGGAAGUCUUAUUGUAUGAGCUAGACCCGGGACGGAUUUACUUUUUUGAUUUGAGGUCCCCAGAGGCAAAAAAAAACUCGGUUAGUGUGAUAACUCGAGCAAAAAUGAUCCGAUUUUGAUGAAAUUUGGUACAAACGUGUAAACCUACUUUUAUUCAAACAAAUCUUUCGCGAACCAGCAUGAUUGGACAAUGGGAACAGGGGUUUAUGGGGUAUAAAUAGGGUUUUUCAAUUUUUUACCCUAAAAACAUAAACUUUCACUAUUAAUUUAUUUACAAACCAUUUUGUAGAGCUUUAAAAAGAAAUAAUUUUGUACAUUGGAGCGUUGUUGUAUGGUUACCGAAAUAAUAAAAAAAUUGAAAAUUGAAAAUUCCCAUGUUAGUCCUAAGGAGAAUAAAUAUACUUUUGUAAUUUGCUUGUUUAUGGAUAAUCUAAUUUGGCCAUUGUAUUUAUUUCAUACUAUGCUAUCAACAAUAAAAAAAAAAAAAAAAAACACACCUCAAUAGUCAAUACCUUCCCUGAAGCAGCAAAGCUAAGUACUCAUUAAAAUUAAUGUUAUUUAAAUAGGAAAUAAAUCUGACAAUUUUAAGGGAAUAUUUUAGUAGAAAUCCAGCAAGGCCACUCAGUCUGCAGUUUAGCUGCAGCGGGGAUAUUUUUUAUUUGCCUUAUUUUAAUUCUAAAACUCACCAACAGAAUAAAAUAUGUGUUCUUUACCAAUUUGAGUAGUGAGUACUGAGCAUGAGUCAAGAUACUUAUAAACCUUAAAUUUAGAUGAUUGCUUUCAUUUAAAAAACUCCAUGUUACAUAUCUUACAAGAAUUCCGAUAAUCAUAAUGGCAUUGAAAUAAUUUAUACCGCCAAAGUUUAAAUAUCAUUAUUAUAUGUCUUUUAUUUCUAGGUUUUGAUGUCAAAGUAAUAGUUCUUGGUCCCUUGAUGAUCGUUUAGGUAUUUUUUGUUGAUAGUUGAUAUAUUGAUAAAACAUUCUUUUGCAGCUAAAUGUUCAAACAAUUUAAAACAAACUUAAUUAUUUUAGAACAUUUUAGACAAUAUUUUGUUCUAUAUUGUUUAGAGCAAACACAGUAUUCAAGUUUGUUUGAAGCUCUGAACAAAACCUGUUAUUUUAGAAUUGAUGAUAAGUUUUUCUUUUUAGUUUUGACUUAACUGAAUAGUCAGGGACCAACAACAAUUGGUUUUAAUAUUUAGUUACCCUACUUUAGUUUUUCCAACAUGUGGUUGUCAAGUAACCAAUUUUGGUUGGUAGCACACAAAUUUUGGGUUGUGUCGUGUAAGAUCUGAUUUUUAUUCAAUUUUUAACUUUUUGGUAUGGGGGUACAAGACACACUGUGAACAUUCUUUUUGGCUUCCUUUGUUUUAAUUUUGAGUGUUAUGAAUUAUUUCACGCUAAUAAUACUUGUGACAAAAAAAGACAAAGUAGCUGUUUCAUAAAUAAAGAUUUUUCUUAUUCUUCACUCUGUUCAUCUAGUUUUUAAAAACUCAUAGCUAGUGAAGGUUAAUGGCAAUAUUUGGGGAUCGGUGUAAAAUAUUUGUAUUUUUUCAUUAACUUUACCACAGUUUUCAUACAAUAUUUGCUAUGAAUAUCCUGUCGAAACUAAAUGUCUUGUACCCCUAACACCUGUACAUAAGCUAUGUAUAUCUGAUCGUUCAUAUACACCAUUGUAAAUACCAUCCUAAGCACUAGCUAUUGCCAAAUGGUUACCAUGCGACCCAAGACAAUUAUGUUUUUUUCUUCAUAUUUUAAACGUUUUUUAGAUUAGAAAAAUAUAAGAUAUAUACAAGUUUUUAUUGUGAUAUAUACGAAAAUUAAUUAUUGAGUGUUGUAAUGUUUUAUAGAAAUAUUGUACCUUAAAUGUUUGGUGGACGUUGCGUUUGAUUACUGAUGAUUUCAUCCCGGGGGAGGUUUUGGUUUUUAUUAAUCUGUUCGUUACAAUUUGCAGUUUAAUCUAUUUAGGUUAGUGUUAAAAAAAUGUGUUGUUGUGUAACUGAAAAAUACUUAAGGUAUUUGGUAAACAUUUUUACUUAACUAAUGGAGAAAAAAUUGUGUGUACCACUAAAGAAGAUAUAUAACAAUAAUUUCAUACUUAAUAUAAAUCAUAUAUACUUUUUAUUCUGACCUUCCUACCAAACUUUUUGCUCUACUGUAAAAGGUACCUACUGAGCAGUAGCUACGUAAUUAAAAAACUUUAAUGUAAAUUUAAAAACAGGGUGGUCUGGACCUAGCGUUAAAAUUUUUUUCGGGUGGUAGAGCAACACAAGUGUGACUCAAAUCCACAAUUAAAAAAAUAUAUAUUCCAUACACCCACUUGCUAAAACAUUAUUUAGAUUUUUUUUUAUCUGUACAUUUACACAACAUUUUAAAAUUCCACUAGUAUUUUCAUACAUUUUUAUAACUUUGACACUACCAUCAUAUUUUCCAUUAAUUUCUAUGUAAGAGUAGAGAGCUUUUGGUGAGCCCAAAGCUUCAGAAAUGCUAUUUAAAUUAAUCAGAACUAAGAAAUUUAUAUUUUUCCAAAAAAAGGUUUAAAAUAAGCCUACAUACACUUUUUUUAAGAAAAGUACUAGAGAUUAGCAAAUGGCUACAAAGACUGCUCCAAAAUCCUAGCUUUAAAAAAAUAUGAUUAGGCAUUUUAUUUGCUUCCUUUUAAGUACAGCUAUUCCAGUUAUAAAUAUGGAAAACAAGGUUUCACUCGAACUCCAUUAAAUGCAAACAGCGGUUUUCCAAACCGUAUAGAAUGUCACUUAAUUAUCUAGCAAUGAGAUGAAUAAAUAUUUUAGUUUUAGAUUAUCUAAAAAAAUUACAAAAUAAAUUAGGGGCAACAUGUUUAGAUUAAACCUCAGGUAGGGACUGUAUGUAAUAUAAAAAUAAUUAAAAAGUUUAUAAUUUUUGGAUGGAUUCUAGUUAUAUAAUGCUACAUACAGUAUUGAAAGUUUUUCAAAGUAUGUAAGUAAUCAAACAGUAAUCUCUUGUUUAAAUACAUCUUCACCAGCAUGGAAAGUACUUUGAAAAUUUAAAAUACUUCAAUUUUAGGAUAUUGCCAAUAGUUUAAAUAAGUUCUACAAUUACCGACAUUGCAAACCAUUACCUGUGACAUAUAUAUGUUAAUUAUAGCUUUAUAUUAUCCCUGGGUUCAGGAUUUAUGUGUAAAAUUUUGUUCCUUCCCACGCGUAUAGCUCGUAAACACAAAACCUCCACGAGUAUGACCCAAGUGUGAUAAGUUGUUCAGGCUGACGAAUAAUCGUCGAUUGUGUUUAUAGAUAUAACAAAUCAUAUUCAGAUAGUAUUGUUGUCGACUAUUGUAAUGUUAUUUUAGGUUUAGGUAACAUAACAUUGUCCUGAUACGGUGUGCCUUAUCCAACAUUAGAUUAGAAUGUCUAGUCGAUUCUGGGCCAGUCGCGCAUGCAUUGUCAUUGUGCCAAUCUUCCUCGUCACAGGGGUUUGCCAACUGUUCAAUUUUAUCUUCUAUUAGCAUUGUAAAACUUAAAAAUCACAGUAUAUUGUUUAAAAUAAUCAAGCCUAAAAAGAAUGGUUAAAUAAACAUUAUAGAGUAAACUCCUAUUGCAAUAUUUAAAAGUCAGGGUAGUUUACGCUUCAUUUUUCUAGUUUUUUUGUAAAAUUUUAUUUUUAUUUCAGUUUUUUCCAAUUACAUCAGGUAAUUCUUGCUUUACAAGUUUCCAUAGUUUGAAAAUAAAAUUAGAACAUAAAAAUAAAUUGUGAGACUCUUAAAACAGUAUGUUUUAGCAACUAAAAUAAAUUAAGUGUGUAAGAAGUCUUAUUUCAAAAAGUUGUUGCAGUUUUGUCAUGUGCAACAUCCAAUGUACAAUUUCCUCUUAACAAACAAAUAACUGAAACCUAUCUGUAUCACAUCAACUAUUUGUAGGAAAAUAUAUAAACUUAACUUUAGAUACAAAAAUGUUUUCUGACAGCUUAAGUUAUAUAUACCCAUUUCAGUGCUAGAUGAGUCAUAAUAAUCUUUGUCAAUACAGCUUUGAAAUUUAAAUUGGGGUUUUAUUAGAUAAAUUCAAACCCCUAAAGCGUAAAAUAGUACUUAUAUCAUGAGUUUACUUCAGUGUGCUUAAAGGUUACUGUAAUUUUUUUUAUUAUUUUGAAAAAGGAUACGGUAUUUUACUUAGCCUUGUAAUAAUGCGUUGUUCCUAACAAAUUUCAAAUUAUUUUACACAUCUGAUGGUGAUGACACAAAGCCAAAUCUUUAAGGAUAUCACAUAACAGAGUAAGCCAUUGAAACAUUUUAUUUAUAUCUAACGUGAUCCAGAAAAACAACCCCAUGAAGGCAUUUUUUACCGUCAUCCGAUGUUUUGGUAAUCUGACACCCUACUAGUCAUGUAAUUUCCAGAUUUUUAAGAGUCAACUGUACUACAAUCUGACAUAGCGAAAUUAUUUUAAAUUACUGAUUUUUGACUAUGGAACUAAGUGAACUAACCGUGAAGAAGUUGUAAACUAGGUAAAUUUGAUCGGUUGGCAAUCACCUGGAAAUAUCACUAGAGUAGCUGUGUUUGUCCCCACAUCAGCUCAAUUUUGAGGACCAAAGGUCUGUGUCUUAUCGAGUUAGGUUUGUAGACACAAAGUGGUCCGUUCUGUCUUCUCAGGCUCGGAAGAGUCUUCAGUUUUCUUAGGUUGGUAUCACUUGUUUUAAAACCGUUUACGGGCUAAAACACAUUUAUCUGGAAUUCAUUAAAGAUAGUGUGGAAAAAUCUUCAUAGUAUCUAAUGAGAAAAUUGAAUCUGAGUCAUGUUGAGAAAGUUCAAGUUGUUUGAAUAGUGUUUCAAUUGAUAUUACAAUGCAAAAAGCUUUUGUAUAAGUUAGCUUUAGUAUCAAUGAGAUGGGUUAAUUUUUGACUCAACUCUAUUAACAAACAAGAAAAAUCUAAAAUAAGAUUAAAUUUGAACAUUUUUAAGCUAAUUUGUUCAUUGGCUUUUAAUGUUAAGGUACAUCUACAAAAAAAUGUUCUGUCACCUCUAAAUCUGUUCUAAAAGGAGAAUCCUAACUUUAUUGAAAUUUAAAUCACAUUUUAAGGAAUUUUUUAGUCCGUAAACAGUUUAUUUUUCCAUUGAUCCUGAAGAUUUAUUCUUCCUCAGUUCUUCCAUAGCAUUAUUUAGCCACUUGUUAUAAAUGAACAUCAAGUAAUGAUUUUUCACUUGAGUUACUAUUACACCAAGGUGUAAUUACAAACAAACACUUGUAAAUAAUGAACUAUAGUCAAGUUUAGAAACAGUUUGUUUAUUCCUUAUAUCCACUGGAAUAAUAUUUUGUAACUUUCUUUCACUUCUUACACAUUUAGCUUAAGGAAAUUGUUUAUUAUACAGAAACUAUACAUAUAAUUUUUAUAAAUUGUACUAUCACAGUAGACUUAAUUUGUUUUUUAUUCUGACAUGGUUUAGUUACGAUAUGUUUCAUAGCUUCCGAAAGUUGAAAUGUGCCAUUUAGUAUGUAAACAUGCCGUAUUCUAAAGAUCUCACCUAACGUAAGAUACCGUACCGCGUACCAAGUACAUAGUCCUGUAGUGUUCUAGUAAACAUAACACCACUUCACAACUGUACAAAAGAGAUCUGAUGUGUCUAAUAUGAAUACACUACAAAUAAUCAAUUAUCAUUACUGAAAUGUGUGAAAGUUAUAAAAUACAUUAAUUAAAC